Molecule: messenger RNA, 3190 nt
Organism: Pteropus alecto (black flying fox)
Lineage: Eukaryota; Metazoa; Chordata; Mammalia; Chiroptera; Pteropodidae
Gene: NADK
Product: NAD kinase
Exons: 12
Coding region: 133-1494 (453 amino acids)
Biological process (GO): NADP+ biosynthetic process; NAD+ metabolic process
Molecular function (GO): NAD+ kinase activity
Source: RefSeq, a predicted model, not a curated record
CACCCAGGAAGUUGUAAGAACAGUGCAGAGAGACCCUGUGCCAGUCCCCCAGUGCCAUCUGACAUGUUAGUAGUGCAGUAACGUAAAGUCAGGGACCUGUGUUCGUCCGACCGAAGCCCUUGCUCGUCAACGAUGGAGACGGAGCAGGAAAAGGCAACCCGGAGGAAGGGGCUGAGCGCAGACACCACCUUGUACCGCUGCACCGCGUGCCAUGGGGACGAGGACUGGGUGCUCGGCGCCCCCAUCCGGGGUCGGGCCAAGGCCCGCAGCCUGUCCGCCUCACCCGCCCUGGCGAGCACCAAGGAGUUCAGGAGGACCCGCUCCCUGCACGGGCCGUGCCCAGUGACCACGUUCGGACCGAAGGCCUGCGUGCUGCAGAACCCCCAGACCAUCAUGCACAUCCAGGACCCUGCCAGCCAGCGUUUGACGUGGAACAAGUCCCCGAAGAGCGUGCUCGUCAUCAAGAAGAUCCAGGACACCAGCCUGCUGCAGCCGUUCAAGGAGCUCUGUGUGUACCUGAUGCAGGAGAACAACAUGAUCGUCUACGUGGAGAAGAAGGUUCUAGAAGACCCUGCCAUCGUGGGCGAUGACAGCUUCGGGCCAGUGAAGAAGAAGUUCUGCACCUUCAGAGAAGACUACGAUGACAUUUCCAACCAGAUCGAUUUCAUCAUCUGCCUGGGUGGGGACGGCACCCUGCUCUACGCCUCCUCGCUCUUCCAGGGCAGCGUGCCUCCGGUCAUGGCGUUCCACCUGGGCUCCCUGGGCUUCCUGACCCCCUUCAGCUUCGAGAACUUUCAGGCCCAAGUCACUCAGGUGAUACAGGGGAACGCAGCUAUUGUUCUUCGGAGCCGGCUGAAGGUCAAGGUUGUGAAGGAGCUCAGAGGGAAGAAGCUGGCUGUCCCCAACGGGACCAGCAAGAACGGGGCGCUGGCUACAGACCUGGACUCUGAAGUCGGAAAGCAGGUCAUGCAGUACCAGGUCUUGAACGAGGUGGUGAUUGACAGAGGCCCCUCCUCCUACCUGUCCAACGUGGACGUUUACCUGGAUGGGCACCUCAUCACCACAGUGCAGGGAGACGGCGUGAUUGUGUCCACCCCGACGGGCAGCACAGCAUACGCGGCUGCAGCCGGGGCCUCCAUGAUCCACCCGAACGUGCCGGCCAUCAUGAUCACGCCCAUCUGCCCCCACUCGCUGUCUUUCCGGCCCAUCGUAGUCCCUGCAGGGGUCGAGCUGAAGAUCAUGUUGUCACCAGAAGCAAGAAACACCGCCUGGGUGUCUUUUGACGGACGAAAGAGACAGGAGAUCCGCCACGGAGACAGCAUCAGCAUCACCACUUCGUGCUACCCGCUCCCCUCCAUCUGCGUCCGAGAUCCUGUGAGCGACUGGUUUGAGAGCCUGGCCCAGUGUCUGCACUGGAACGUGCGGAAGAGGCAGGCCCACUUCACGGAGGGCGAGGACGGCGAGGAUGUGGGCGACGGUGACGGCGAGGGCUAGCCCCGCGCUCCUGCCACGCCCUCGGGGUCCCAGAGCCCCGAGGCCUUCAUGCCCCCUUCCCUCUCUGCCUCCCCCUGCUCGCCCCGUGGGGCAGGCCGACCUGCACACGGGCCGUGGACGGUCACACACGUGCAGGCCUCAGGUGUCACGGCGCUCCUGUCUGCAGCCCGAGGAGGAGCCUGGAAUCUGCCUUUUGUUGACCAGAUCCGCCAUUUUUUAACAUUUUAAAUCUGACUUAUUUUUGCAUUUCUAACUAAGCCGAGGGAGCCGUGGGAUGGCCGGAGCUCUGAGGCCAGCACCGCACGCCCAUCUGUCAGAGCCUGUCCCCGGGGCAGGGGCCAGGGAACGUCCGUAAAUCAGCUGAUCGAAUUCAGAGGGAAUCGGAAUGGAUGACGUUUUUCUUAGGUGUUGAAAAUAAAUGUCUUACAGCCCAAAACCAUUCUUCAGCCGCCGCGGUUCUCCCCUUAGGCCUGCACCUUUUCUUAGCACCCCUGUGGCAGGGCUGGGCCCGUGCGUCCCCUCAGGGGCUGCACUGAGGCUGCCCAGGCCCUCCUGCCUUGGUCCCCUGGCCCUUGUCAACUACCCCUGCUCUCGUGCGGCAGGUGCCGCUGGGUGCCACAGGUGGCCCAUGAGCCCGCACAUUCCUUACAAUUCAGGGUCGGCACCCCCGUGCCCUGGAAGGUGUUUUAAAUCCUGUGUACACUUUUUAUAGAUUCUUCUAAACUCUCUGAAAUGCUCACGUGCAGAUUCUGUCGUGCACUGAAGAUUUCAGAGGGCUCGCCCUGUCGUGAACGGAGCCCCAUUCUGUGUUUGCGUGUUCUGUGUGACGGUGCUGGGACCACCUGUCCAGUCCAGCACGGCCGCUGCAGGUGGGGGAGAUGGCUGGCUCAGCAAGCCGUGGUCCUUCGCAGCUGGAGCAAGAACGCUGGGACAAAGGGGUCCACGCAGUGAGCACGGUGACCUUCCGUGUCGGUUCUGCGUGCUUCUCCCUGGGGGCCCAGGGUAUAAGGAGACCGCGUCGUCCGGCACGCGCUCUUCCCUCGGUCGGCCGGGUGGGACACGCGUGUGCGUGGGGCCUGUGGUCAGAGAUGAGACUCGGACUGCACGUGGCCUUGGCUGCUCGCGUGGCAGGUGUCCUAAACAUGGGCCUGUUUUUGAGGGAUUUGUCUUUGAGCUGCAUUUCCAUUUGCUAAAUCGGUGAGAAGGGAAGGGCUGGGCGCCUGCCCCAGGCCCCACCUCUGGAGCGAUGGGCAGGGCUGUGCCUCGUCCGCGUGGAGGGUCCAGGGCCACACGCAUGGCCACCCACAGCGGGUCUACAGAGCUGGCUCUGCAGCCUGAGCAACUCCGCCGUCGGCGCAUGUCGGUCAAGUGCUGUGCCCCCAUCCUGUCCCUCUGGGUACCUCAGCAGCUGGACCCUUGUGCGCUCAGCGUUCGGCCCAGGGUUGGGCCAGGGCGGGCUCUCACCGGGCUUCCGGUCCGGAGGACAGUGGCACUCGGAACCCAGGUUACUUGCUCAGACGAGAGAGCAAGUGCUAGUCCUAGAGCAGCAUGACGUUGGGGUAAUCUAGAAGGCUUUGGGUUUUUUUGAAGUAAAUUCUUAAUGUUUAAUAUUGUCAAUAUCCUGAAAAUUUGUUAAAUGUCGAAAGCCUUAUUACUAUUUUCAGAUCCUUUCAAUAAACAGACUUGUUUAAAAGUU